GGUGGAAAGCAGCAUAGAGUAGAUGGAACCGAUGUUUGACCGACUUGAGCUUCUUCUUUCUUAGCUCACAAACUUGAUGCAGAACGUCGUUUGAAAAAAAAAGCCGACAACUUCCCGGGUGUCAUAUGAUGGUUUUUUUUUCAAUUGCAGCAGGAAUAUCUGAAAUGAUCUGGACUUUGGUCUACUUUUCCUAAUUUAUCUCUUUGUCUGGCGCGUGGCAUCCAGCAUCCCUCGUCGCCCUGGCAACCAGUCUUCAUUCUCUUCAUUAUCUUCCCGCAGGCAGGCAGCCGGGCAGGCAGCCAGGCGGGCAGGCAGCCACGCAGGCAGGCAGGCAGGCAGCCACGCAGGCAGCAUCAGCAUCCCUUUCCCCCCUGCGGCUUUGCAUGUACUCAUAUUUAAAUUGGACUCCACUUCCCGGUGCCGAUUUAGUUGAUGUGUUGUCAUCAUCGUCGCUGUCAAGAUGCCCGUGAGACGCGGUCACGUCGCCCUCCAGAACACUUACCUUGAUACCAUCAUCAGGAAAUUCGACGAGCAAAACCGCAAGUUUGUCAUCGCCAACGCACGGACAAAGAACUGCGGAAUCAUCUUCUGCAACGAGGCCUUCUGUCAGAUGUUCGGCUUCACGCGGGCUGAGAUCAUGCAGCAGCCUUGCACCUGCCAGUUCCUGGUCGGGCCCGGCACCAUGAAGAGCGCCCUGGCCCAGCUCGCUCAGGCCCUGCUCGGAUCGGAGGAGCGCAAGGUGGAAAUCCUCUACUACGCCAAGGAAGGCACAUGCAGGCCGUGCAUGGUGGACAUCGUUCCAGUGAAGAACGAGGAAGGCAAUGUCAUCAUGUUCAUCCUGGACUUCCAGGAACUGGUCGACCCGACGCUCAAGAAGUCGGCGUUCAGGCAGCGAGUCAGUCAAGGCUGGCUUUACUGUCAGAAUCGCAAGUUGAAAAUGCGCCUGCCGGUCUUACGCUCCAUGCGGCGGCAGUCUCUCUCCAAAGAUCAGUUUGAAGGGGUAGUGGUGGACUACUUGCAGCAGCCCGACAGUGAGGACGUGCCCCUGAAGGAUUUGCGCAUACCAUCUAAGGAGAGCUGCAUGCAGUCCGAGACCGAGGCCCUGAUAGAGCAAGACCGCGAUCCUCCCUCUCCCGCCGCAAAGCGCCGUUCCCUUCUGACGGAGCGCUUGGACCCAGGCAGGGGGACCUUAUCUCGAAGCAGCUCGCGCGAAAGCGUCCGCAGCCUGCGACGAGCCUCGUCUCUGGACGACAUCGACGGCAUGAAAGCGGAGCGGAGCGCUCGGCCCGGAGAAGUCCGCACCAACAGCAAUCUGAGGCCGAGCGUUGCCAACUCCACCUCAGACUCGGAUCUAAUGAGGCACCGGGCCAUCGGGCGCAUCCCGCAGGUGACGCUCACCUUCGGCUCGGAGCGCGUCCGACCGCCGUCCCCCGGCGAAAUCGAGAUCAUCGCGCCCAGCAAAGUCAAAGACCGAACACAGAAUGUCACAGAAAAGGUGACGCAGGUGACACAGGUGCUGUCGCUGGGCGCCGACGUGCUUCCCGAAUACAAGCUGCAGGCUCCGCGCAUCCACCGCUGGACCAUCCUGCACUACAGCCCCUUCAAGGCCAUGUGGGACUGGCUCAUUCUGCUGCUGGUCAUCUACACGGCCAUCUUCACGCCCUACUCGGCCGCCUUCCUCCUCAACGAGGUGGAGGAGGACCGGCGGCGGACGUGUGGCUACACGUGCAACCCUCUCAACGUGGUGGACCUGGUGGUGGACGUCAUGUUCAUCGUGGACAUCCUCAUCAACUUCCGGACCACCUACGUCAACCGCAACGACGAAGUGGUCAGCCACCCGGGCCGCAUCGCCCAGCACUACUUCAAGGGAUGGUUCCUCAUCGACAUCGUGGCCGCCAUCCCCUUUGACCUGCUCAUCUUCCGCUCCGGCUCGGAGGAGCCGCAGACGACCACGCUGAUCGGCCUGCUGAAGACGGCCCGCCUGCUGCGUUUGGUGCGGGUGGCCCGCAAGCUGGACCGCUACUCUGAAUACGGCGCCGCCGUGCUCUUCCUGCUCAUGUGCACCUUCGCCUUGAUCGCCCACUGGCUGGCGUGCAUCUGGUACGCCAUCGGCAACGUGGAGCGCACCAGCUCGGCCCGCGUGGGCGUCCUGAAGAUCGGCUGGCUGGACAACCUGGCCGAGCAGAUCGGCAAGCGCUACAACGACAGCGACGCGGCCUCGGGGCCGUCCAUCAAGGACAAGUACGUCACGGCGCUCUACUUCACCUUCAGCAGCCUGACCAGCGUGGGCUUCGGAAACGUCUCGCCCAACACCAACCCGGAGAAGAUCUUCUCCAUCUGCGUCAUGCUCAUCGGAUCUCUGAUGUACGCCAGCAUCUUCGGCAACGUGUCGGCCAUCAUCCAGAGGCUCUACUCGGGCACGGCGCGCUACCACACGCAGAUGCUGCGGGUCAAAGAGUUCAUCCGCUUCCAUCAGAUCCCUGGCGGCUUGCGCCAGCGUCUGGAGGAGUAUUUCCAGCACGCCUGGUCCUACACCAACGGCAUCGACAUGAACGCUGUGCUGAAGGGCUUCCCCGAGUGCCUGCAGGCGGACAUCUGCCUGCACCUGAACCGCACGCUGAUGCAGCAGUGCAAAGCCUUCCGAGGCGCCAACAAAGGUUGCCUGCGCGCCCUGGCCAUCCGCUUCAAGACCACUCACGCGCCGCCCGGCGACACCCUGGUGCAUAGCGGUGACAUUCUCACCGCCCUUUAUUUCAUCUCCAGCGGCUCCAUUGAGAUCUUGCGCGAUGACAUGGUGGUGGCCAUUCUGGGAAAGAACGACAUCUUCGGCGAGUCCGUCAGCAUGUACGGCAGGCCCGGCAAGUCCAGCGCCGAUGUGCGGGCCCUGACGUACUGCGACCUUCACAAGAUCCAGAGGGAUGACCUCAUGGAAGUUCUGGACAUGUACCCUGACUUUGCAGACACUUUCUGGCACAACCUGGAGAUCACCUUCAACCUGAGAGAUGCAGAUGGAAUAAACCUGCCAACCCCAAGCAAGGACUCUGAAUGUGGCUACCGCCGCAGCAGGCACCGCAGAGGCUCCCCGCGACGCCGCGACAGACCAGAUGGGACGGACCGGGAGAAAACCUACCCCGAGCAGGCGUGUCCAAUGGGCAACCGUCACAGAAUGGCAACGCCGCGGUGGGACGAACAGUGCAGCAGCGAAACCUUUUCAAGCGAGUCCAGCGACGAGGAGAUGAAGCGUAUGAGGCGUAGCAGCAAGGGGGAGUUGUACCUCCCGCCGCCUGCAGGGGGUGCCAGAGACUACCCCUCGGCCGUCAUGAACCUCCUGCCCCACAGCAGACCCCCCCCUGGCUUAGCCAAGCCCGUAGAUCUUGCCGGCGGCGGGCCACCCUACUCUGCCGCUGUUCCGGUCAACAUGUCAGGACUUUACGGCUACUGGCCGGACCGCCGGGCCAGCCAGUACUCCGAGGCCCAGAGACGCUCGUCGUCGUCGGUGGCAGCCAGGACCGCUGGCUUCCAGCAUGUCUCCUGUUCUGAUGACCGGCCUAGCGAGCUCGGGUCAAGACUGGAAGUGUUGCAGACUCAGUUAAACCGGCUGGAGAGCCGAAUGACGGCUGACAUCACCGUCAUCUUGCAGCUCCUUCAGCGGCAGAUGGUGCCGCCCGCCUACAGCGCUGUAUCACCCAGCCCCUUGGCCCCCGCCGCCGCCGCCGCCGCAGCUGCCCUGUACGGCGCCGUGCCACCGCCCACCCUCUGCACUGUCCCUCCCAUGAUGGACAGCGCCGCCCUGCUGCUACAGAGUCCAGAGUCUGAAACCAAGUCCAAGGACUCGCUGUCCAGCGGGAUCCACGUGACGGCGGCCUCAGACGACACCAUGUCCCUGACGCCACCCCAGCCUGAGGCCCCGGGGACGCUGGGCAGCAGCGGCCAGCGCUUCCCGUCCCUCCCUGAGCACCUGGAGGUCUCUUCAGAAGCGCCGGAGAUCCAGAGGCACGUCUCGGAUCCGGUUCUGCCGGGGAGCCCCGCGAGCUAGAAGGUGAACCUCCACCGCUGGACUCUUGGAGCUUCCUUACCAAUUGGCAUCACGGACACACUGCGGAGGGAGAAAAACAAAAACAACAACAACAACAACAACAACAACAACAACAACAGAAUGACUAAUAGCAUCACGCCCGCCAAGAAACAUUUUGAAAGAUAAAGUUGUCAUUUUAGAAAAGGGAGGGCAACAAAACACAAUUUCACAUCAGUUUAAAAGUUGUACCGUUUGAAGAAUAAAGGCAAAAUUCGUGAAACAUUUGAGAGGGGAAAAAAGGGAAUUUGUAUGUAUGUAAAUAAGGGGGACAUUUUGCGGGGUUAUUAGAAAAAAAUUCAAUUAUACAUCAAAGUGUUUUGAAAGGAUAUUUUUUUUCACGUCAUUGUCCAUUCCUCUGUCUUUUGCACACAUUGGAAUGUUCCAAACUUCAAGGUUCCGUUCCACCUCACUGGACUGACUGACCCCUUUUUGACACUCAACAGCGCUCCUUACACACGUUGCCCCUCCCCCUAGACGCACACACACACACACCCGUUUUUUGAAAAAUGUUGACAUUGAAAUAAACAGAGGAGAUGUCUCGUACGUAUGCUGGAGCACCUUAAAUGGGAGAACAAAGACUAAAUUCACUUCCUUUUGCAUCCAUAUUGUUUUGCACAUUUUUACAAAGGAAGAUUAGCACGACACUCAAAAUAUGUAAUUACGUUACAAGAAUAAAAAGAUCUAUUUUUAUGGCACCUGA
Messenger RNA from Syngnathus typhle (broad-nosed pipefish), 4775 nucleotides. It is a transcript of the gene kcnh6a, whose product is annotated as potassium voltage-gated channel, subfamily H (eag-related), member 6a. Gene Ontology annotation, biological process: potassium ion transmembrane transport; membrane repolarization during action potential; regulation of heart rate by cardiac conduction. Lineage: Eukaryota; Metazoa; Chordata; Actinopteri; Syngnathiformes; Syngnathidae. The transcript is spliced from 16 exons. Gene Ontology annotation, cellular component: membrane. The record is from RefSeq and is a predicted model, not a curated record. Gene Ontology annotation, molecular function: inward rectifier potassium channel activity. The coding region runs from base 461 to 4036 and encodes 1191 amino acids.